Messenger RNA from Paramecium sonneborni, 1830 nucleotides. Lineage: Eukaryota; Ciliophora; Oligohymenophorea; Peniculida; Parameciidae. The record is from the annotation of a GenBank genome assembly.
AAUGAAUUUGCCUGAAGAAUCAACUAUUAAUUUAGAUAGUAGAAGGCCAAGAAACAAAACUGAAACAAAAUGUAAAUCUCAGAGUCCUUAAAUAAAACCUUAGUUUACUUAAUAUUAAUUACAGCAUAAAAAAAGUAAAACAAAAGAAAGAUUGGCUUAAAAAUCUGAGCAAUUACCUAAUGUAACAAGGAAACUUAAUCCAAAAUCAAAUAGUUUUUCGAAAAAAAGGAAUCAAUUUAAACCAGCAUCUUAAGAUAAUUGUUUAAAAGUAAGAAUUUAUAAUUAAAAAAGUAUUACAUUGGAUGGGGUAACAACGAGGCAUUAGUAAAAAGAAUAAUAUCUAAAAGAUUAUAAUGGAAAGAGACAACUGACUCAAGCUCGAUGUUAGUAAAUUUCAAAUGGCAAUAAAGUGAAAGAGGAUAUAGAUAUGAAAGACUUAUUUUAAGUUAAAAUUAUAAAUAACUUGUCAAUCAUUUUGAACAUCACAAAGAAAUUUCAAAUAAAUCAUAUCUAAUAAAAAAUUUGUCAUAAUAUUGCGAGGUAAUAUUAAUAUUAACAAUAGAAACAUAAAUUAAAUGUGUUUGAUUAUACUCCAUUAACAUUUGUUAUUGAUUUUAAUGAUGAGGAUUGUGAUUACAAUAUAACUUAAUUUCUUAAAACUUAUGAAUAAUUUGCUCCAAAAAAACCUUCAUCAAAAUAAAUGUUAGAUGUAAAAAGAAGAUUAAGAGGCAACUUUUGUAAUGCCUAUUAAAGAGAACCUAUUUCAUAAUACACAAAAAUUUAAUUAAACAAUAAUUUUUUAGCAGAAGAUUCUACAUAUAUGUGGUUAUUAAAACCAACAUUUUUAAAUAGAGGAAGAGGGAUUUAAAUUUUUGAUAAUCUAGAGACUUUAGUCAAGUUGGUAUCUGAUUUUUAAGAAGGAUUAAAAGAAAAAGCAUUAAAUUCAAAAGAUGAAUCUUCAGGAGAGGAUGAAAUCCCUAAAUAAGUUCAAAGUGCUUAAAUCACCAAAAAAGACCCUAACCAAAAUAUUAAAUAAUAACCUUCUGGUUCUUGUAUUAUAAAAUCACAUUCUUUUGUUAUUUAAAAAUAUAUUGAACGGCCUGCAUUAAUAAAUAAAAGAAAAUUCGAUAUUAGAGUUUGGGGUUUAGUGACUCAUGAUUUAGAUGCUUAUUUCUUCUAAGAAGGAUAUAUUAGAACUUCAUCUGAAGAUUUUACAUACAAUAUUGAAAAUACAUUUGUUCAUUUAACAAAUAAUGCUAUAUAGAAAUAUUCUCAAAAUUAUGGUUAAUUUGAAGAUGGAAAUCAAUUAUCUUUUAAAAAUUAUUAAGAUUAUUUAAAUUCAUAAAAGAUAAAUUGUAAUGUUUAAGAUGUAUAAAUUUUUAAAUAUAUUUAGUUAAUAAAUAAAAUGAAAGAGAGAAUAUGGAUGGUAUUUAAUUCUGUACGAAAUAAAAUCAAUUUUGAAGAUAGAAAAUACUGUUUUGAAAUUUUCGGAUUUGAUUUUAUAUUAGAUGCUGAUCAAGAAGUUUGGUUAAUAGAAGUUAAUACAAAUCCAUGUAUAGAAGAAUCCAGUCCAUUAUUAAAGAUGUAUAUUCCAAGAAUGCUUGAUGAUGCAUUUAAGCUAACCCUUGAUAUUUUAUUUCCCCCUUAACAUCCUCAUAAAUAAUCACUCCCAUAGAUUUGUAUUAUUGAUAUCUCAUAUUUGCAGAUUAAUUACCUUAAAUAAAGGAAGAGCAACAUUCUGACUAUCCAGUUGUUGGCUACCCUAAUGAUGAAAAUAUGUGGAUGUUAUUGGGUUCAUUAAGUGAUAGAAAAAUUAAAAAGAAAAAAUGA